UUCGGAAGUAGGCCUAAUGCGUUGAGAAAACGUCAACGUAAUUCAAUACAUGUACAAAUUGCCUCGGAAAUGCGUAGGGUAUUCUGAAAUUUACAUUCGACUUUCUCAAAAUCGUCGCCGUAAGACAUUUAUUUUGAAAUAUGAGCGGAUAUAGUAGCCUACCUAUUUUCUAUUCUGGCAGUCCUGACAUUGGUGACAAAAUCCACUGUGCGCUCCGCGGUAGCCGCACAUCGGGCAGCCAGCGCUGUUAACGCACCGGCUGACCAGAGAGGAGAGAGAGGACCCAGAGGACCUACAAUAUUAUCAUUAAAAAAAUUAAGCUUUCAAUUAAACUUAGUGUCUCCCCUAAUUCCAGAACUAUUCCGGAGAAAUGGAAGAUUUGGGGAAAGUAUUUUCAUUUAACCACAGGUCUCCAGACAUGUUUGACUCCUGGAUAAAGUGGAGCAGAACGUUGGGUCGCGUAAUUGGAUUUGUUCGUUAUUGUUCCUGUGCGUGAAAUGAAAAAGGUCUACAAUGAUUUUGGCUUUCUAUUAACUAUGGGCGCGCAUAUUCUGGUCUCAAACUCCAGCGCCAACCUGACUCCUGCGGUGUCCGAGGCUGGGACCGUCCUCCCGGGCCACCUGGCGGUGAUCUUAUCGGUCCUCAUGGUGACUCUGGUCGUCGUCGUGGUGGCAGGAAAUGCGCUGGUCAUCAUGGCUUUUAUUGUGGAUAAAAGUCUGAGAAAUCAAAGCAACUACUUCUUUCUGAACCUUGCUAUAUCUGAUUUUCUCGUGGGUGCCUUCUGCAUCCCGGUGUACAUCCCGUACAACCUGACAGGCCGGUGGAUGCUGGGUAAGGGGCUCUGCAAGCUGUGGCUGGUUAUGGACUACCUGCUCUGCACUGCCUCAGUCUUCAACAUUGUCCUCAUUAGUUAUGACCGCUUCCUGUCAGUCACAAGAGCAGUUAAAUACAGAGCGCAGCGAAACAUGACCCGUCGGGCUGUGUUCAAGAUGGUGGCGGUGUGGGUGUUGGCCUUCCUCCUUUACGGCCCCGCCAUCAUCUUCUGGGAGACGAUCGUUGGCGAGAGUGUCGUCCCCAGCCACGAGUGCUAUGCCGAGUUUUAUUUCACCUGGUACUUCCUGCUCAGCGCUUCGACCUUUGAGUUCUUCACCCCGUUUGUGUCCGUGGCGUUCUUCAACCUGAGCAUUUACCUGAACAUCCAUCGCAGGACCAGGGACGGCGGCGCCUGCGCCGACGACGACGCCAAGCCGCAGAGGAUCGGUAAGAAGCAGAGGGACGGAGCAGCCUGGUCCGUGUUUUUUGUGAAGACUCGAAAGGUGUCUUCCAGCGAGCCUACUGCCAUCUCUGCGGUUAUCGAGGACGACGACGUCCUGUCCCCUUCUUCCUGCAUGGACCCUAAUAACAGUCAGGUAUUCAUGCAGAGGGAUAAGUUCUCUCCCGACAGAAGAAACUCCAGGCCGUUUCAGCACACGGCCUCGUGCAUGGCGCCUGGCCGUAGGAAACAGAGAUCUCGUCUGACUCGAGACAAAAAGAUCGCCAAGUCUUUGGCCAUUAUUGUCUGCAUCUUUGGGAUUUGCUGGGCUCCUUACACUCUGCUAAUGAUUAUCCGCGCCGCCUGUAGCGGUGAAUGUGUGGCCAACUACUGGUACGAGAUUACGUUCUGGCUUCUGUGGCUGAACUCGGCCAUCAACCCGUUCCUUUACCCUCUGUGCCACAGCAGCUUUCGAAGGGCUUUCUCGAAGAUACUGUGUCCGAAAAGACAAUCAGUCCAGCCUCAGAUUGAGGCUCAGUCUUGUUAGAUGAACUCAAUUGCACUUCCAUGCUUUUAUGAAUGCAGUAACUGUUGUUGGGUCAAACACUGUAAAAAUCCAUAUACUGUUCUUCCAUCAAAAAAAAAGAAGAAAAAAAGAAUCCAGUUUUCAAAAAUAACAGAAAUUGUUGAGGAUUGUCACAGCAUAUCUGACAGCAAUAUGACAAUUCAACACAGCCAUGAAAAGGUGCGAGAAGACGAACUGCAGUUAUAAUAUUCACAGACAAUCUCUGUAAGUAGGACAGGCAGAAGGGACGUGGUUUAAGCUUUAUCACCACUCACUUCUCUAUGUCCUCAAUGCUGUGAAAUGAUGACUUGAGCCAGAUUGUGGGUGAUGAUUACAGUAUCAUUUAAUCUGAGAUGCAAGGGAGAACUACAGCACCACCAAGUUGUUAAAUUAUGGUCUGUCUGCUUGAAAAGCACAGCGGAGGGAGACAGCAGCUUCAGAUAACAUCCCGUCCCUCACAGGGCUGCUGUGACGAGAAAACCUUUUCAACUCUUAUUUAGAUCAAAUGGAGGAUGUUAUGGUAUUUUAAGGAUUUUAUAAAGUUUCAUAAUCUCUCUGAAACCCUGGCCUUUUGCAUAUGUCUUCAAAAAGAUGCUUUGCAAAUUCAAGCUUUUUUUUAUCAUGCAGCAAUAGGAUGACAAAUGUGGAGUCCUCACAUUUCAAAGCACCUGAAGAGAGGAGGCGUACCUGGACUUGUUUACUGUGGUUUAUCACAGUGAUGUUGUAUUUCAUUUUAUCUGAAAAGUGGGCCAGGAUCAUGGGGAAUCAGCUGUUAUCUGCCAACACCGAAUCUGCACUUUUUAAUGAGGUGUUCUUGUUGAUGUUAAA
Molecule: messenger RNA, 2645 nt
Organism: Sander lucioperca (pikeperch)
Lineage: Eukaryota; Metazoa; Chordata; Actinopteri; Perciformes; Percidae
Product: histamine H3 receptor
Exons: 3
Coding region: 498-1799 (433 amino acids)
Biological process (GO): adenylate cyclase-activating adrenergic receptor signaling pathway
Cellular component (GO): membrane
Molecular function (GO): histamine receptor activity
Source: RefSeq, a predicted model, not a curated record